Messenger RNA from Manis pentadactyla (Chinese pangolin), 4554 nucleotides. RefSeq names its product cholinergic receptor nicotinic beta 3 subunit (gene CHRNB3). The record is from RefSeq and is a predicted model, not a curated record. Gene Ontology annotation, molecular function: transmembrane signaling receptor activity; acetylcholine-gated monoatomic cation-selective channel activity. Gene Ontology annotation, biological process: regulation of membrane potential; monoatomic ion transmembrane transport; signal transduction. The transcript is spliced from 7 exons. The coding region runs from base 534 to 2000 and encodes 488 amino acids. Gene Ontology annotation, cellular component: synapse; neuron projection; postsynaptic membrane. NCBI's taxonomy places the organism in Eukaryota, Metazoa, Chordata, Mammalia, Pholidota, Manidae.
AGUUUGUAUCUUAAACUGCAAGUUUGUAUCUUUUGACACUCACCUUCAUAUUCAUUAUUUUUAAGCUGCAAGUCCAAAAUAAAGAGACAAUACAGAAAAAAUAUGAAGGAGAAACUUGUCACUGACUUCCAUGGUGCAUGUUAUGAAAUGCAGUUUUUCUCUUGUACACACAUCUCCAACUCUAAGAAAAACAGCACAGAACAAUCGGAAGGUUCCUAGCUUCAUCCUCUCUCUUUUGCCCUGCAUCUCUUUGCAAGAGAGUAAAUUAAUAAGUCAGGAGUUAGGACCCAGAAAUAGUUUUAGCCUCACAUGAUCUGACAGCUGACUGGAAAUCAAUGAAGUGUACUUUAAGUAACAUCACACUGAUGCCAGAUAGUUGCCCACGGUUCUACGCCGACUCCAGGUGUCCGUUUUCCCCUGGGGUUCUGCUUUGGGCUUUGAACUAGUGCAUUUUCUUUGCAAAAGCCCCCUUUCUGAUGGAAACAUGCAGUGGUUAGAAAGGAAGAAAUUAUCUUCCUAAAGCUGACAUCAUCAUGCCACUGGCUUACCUCAUCUGGGGGCUCCUCGCUGUUAGUGUCACCUCCUCAGCCGCUGCAGGAUUCAGUUCAAUAGCUGAAAAUGAAGAUGCCCUCCUCAGACAUUUAUUCCAAGGUUAUCAGAAGUGGGUUCGUCCUGUACUAAAUUCCAAUGACACCAUAAAAGUCUAUUUUGGAUUGAAAAUAUCUCAGCUUGUAGAUGUGGAUGAAAAGAACCAGCUGAUGACAACAAACGUGUGGCUCAAACAGAGAGGAGAUGGAAUAGGCUGUUCUAGACUGGGCACAAGGUCUAUAGGCUUUAGAAAUACCCAUGAGACCAGAGGCACUGAAAACUUGGAAUGGACAGACUACAAAUUACGCUGGAACCCUCCUGAGUAUGGUGGAAUUCGUUCAAUUAAAGUCCCCUCAGAAUCUCUCUGGCUUCCUGACAUUGUUCUCUUUGAAAAUGCUGACGGCCGCUUCGAAGGCUCCCUCAUGACCAAAGCCAUCGUGGGAUGGAACGGGACCGUCACUUGGACCCCACCUGCCAGUUACAAAAGCUCCUGCACCAUGGACGUCACCUUCUUUCCGUUUGACCGGCAGAACUGCUCAAUGAGGUUCGGGUCCUGGACUUACGAUGGGACCAUGGUUGACCUUGUUUUGAUAAAUGAAAAUGUUGACAGAAAAGACUUCUUUGAUAAUGGAGAAUGGGAAAUCCUCAAUGCAAAAGGGGUAAAGGGGAACAGAAGAGACGGUGUAUAUUCCUACCCAUUCAUCACUUACUCUUUCGUCCUGAGGCGCCUGCCGCUGUUCUACACCCUCUUUCUGAUAAUCCCCUGCCUGGGGCUAUCUUUUCUGACAGUUCUCGUGUUCUAUUUACCGUCCGAUGAAGGAGAAAAACUUUCCUUGUCAACCUCUGUCUUGGUUUCCCUGACGGUUUUUCUUUUAGUCAUUGAGGAAAUAAUCCCAUCUUCUUCCAAGGUCCUCCCUCUCAUCGGUGAAUACCUGCUGUUCAUUAUGAUUUUCGUCACGCUGUCCAUCAUUGUUACCGUUUUCGUAAUUAAUGUUCACCACAGAUCCUCCCCAACCUACCACCCCGUGGCGCCCUGGGUGAAGAGGCUCUUUCUGCAGAAACUCCCAAAAUUACUUUGCAUGAAGGACCACGGGGAUCGCUACCCUUUCCCAGAUGGAGAGGAGAGUCAGCUCACGGUGAAAGGGAGAGUCCUAGAGAAAAAGCAGCAGACGCAGAUUAGUGAUGGGGAGAAAGUUCUGGCUGCUUUCUUGGAAAAGGCCUCUGAUUCCAUCAGGUACAUUUCCAGACAUGUGAGGAAAGAGCAUUUUGUCAGCCAGGUAGUACAAGACUGGAAAUUUGUAGCUCAAGUUCUCGACCGCAUCUUCCUGUGGCUCUUUCUGAUCGCAUCGGUCACAGGCUCUGUUCUGAUUUUCACUCCUGCUUUGAAGACGUGGCUGCAUAGUCACCACUAGGAACGAGGGUCCUGAGCAAUCUACCAUAACGACAAACUCCCCCGUAGAGCUGGCAGCCGGCUGGCCUGUAUAUACUAACACCCACAUGCACCUGCUCAGGCGGAGGGCCUGUGUCGUCCUCGGGGAAACUGAGCCCUGAUAGUUGUGGGUUUGCCAUUAGAGUGAGUUGGGUUUAAGUAAACAGACUCUUCUCAGGCUGCGCCCUGGCUUCCCACAAUGCCCCGGAAGGAGUCAUAUGUCCAGGCCUGAGGUCACGGCCAGGACGCGCUAGGACGGUUGCCGGUGGGCGGACUGAGGCUCCCAGGAAGCCGGACUGAGGCCACCUAAGGAGGCCUGCCAGGAAUCCGAGGAGGUCUCCGAGCCAAGCUGUUCGUCUGGGCCGACUGGGGUCUCCUGCCUCUCCCGGUGUCCUUGGUGUGCUUUAUCCUGAGUUGCAAACUGGUGCGGGUGUUCUGCUUGCAUAGCAAUGUGGAUGAAUAAAUCUCACCAGCCAUAGAGGAGAAACAGCACCUGGGACAACACACCUGAACUCACGAAGGUUCCAUGAUGCCUGGUAACGAGCAUCACCCCAAACACAGCAUUCCUUACAGAUGGUCUGGUCUCGCCCCAGCGUGGUAACCUCUUCGUGGAUUAUCCAUAACAUUAUAAAGGGGUUUUUGUUUUUUGCCAAUAAAUUAGCAUUCUAUUACGACCAGAGCCAUCUUUCCAAUUCCCUCUGGAUGCAUUUCAUCCCCCACCCCCACCACACCCUCUAAGACUCACCAGGAGCCCCUUCAGAUGCUUUCUGCCUCCCAAAUCGCUGCUGCAAAUCCUAGGUUUCAGUGUGAAGCAAUCGUUCUCGUGCCCCGGUAUAAAUCCAGAUCUCUCUGUAUUAUUUUGAAGCAUGUGUCUUAUAAACAGUUUUUAGCUGGACUUUGAAAAAUCUCAACAUAAGGGUUUAACCUUUUCACAUACAUUGUUUAGUCUUAUUCAUGCCAUUUUAUUUUGUGUUUUCUGUAUGUUUCCUUGUUCCUUCUCUUUUUCCUCCUUUUCACCCUUGACUGAGUUUGUCCUUCUUUUCCUAUAAUGGUUUGAAAGUUAUGCAUCCAUCCCUAUUGAUUAAUAAACAUAGUCAAUGUUUUUUAAUCCGUGUUGAGCAUUAAUGCCUGCAGCAGCCACUCUCCGAAUGAAAUAAUCACUCCCCCUCUCUCUUUCUCACCUUUUAUGUUUUGUCUAAAUCACCCAGAAUUUCAGUUCCAAAUGACUAAUUUUUAUGUGAUGUGUCUCUUUCUUCAGAAUAAUUUAUUGACAAUGCAUUUUAUCCACAACCACAUUAAAAACAAAAAAAAUUGUUUUAUUUAUUUCUUGGGUCACCACUGUUUUUUAUCCUGUUUUCCUCUCAUUAUUUCAGAGGACCACUUCUCCAAGUAAUUCUUUCAGAGAGGUCUGAGUGUGGUAACCUUUCUGAAUCCUUGCAUUUCUGAAGUUGUAAUUUAUCGUUUCUUCACAAAAUAGGUUGGCUGGGCCUGGAAUUCUGAGUUCAAAAUCAUUUCCCUCUGCCCUAAACAACAUAGUAAAAACAGGAAGGAUUCCAUCUUGAAAAUAAGAUUGCAUUUUAAAACCCAAUUAGUUAAAAAGUAAGUUUCUUAACAGACAAUAACUCAGCCCACCUUGGGAGCAAAGCAGGCAGCCUUGAGUGAUAGGCUCCCAGACCAGGAAGCUGCUAGCUAUCCUGGGAGGAAAUCAGAGCUGUAAAUUUCUUGUAAAUAACCUGAAAGACUAAUAAGAAACCUAAUGUCUCUUGCAAAGAUAAACAGUUUGGGACCACUUAGCAGGUCUGCAUCCCUAGCCCUUUGUCUCUCAACCGCCUAUAAAACCCCUAGACAGCGCAGCACCCCAGGCUCUCUUGUCCCCUCCUGGUGUGAGCCGGGAGCUCUGUCCUCUCGCUUUAUCUCCAAAUAAAAGCCUCUGCCUUGCUCUCCUAAAAAAAAAUCAUUUCCCUUGGAACUUUGAAGACAUUACUAUAUGCUAUCUUAUAGGCGAGCAGUAUGAUGAAUGCUGGUUCUUACUCCUUUUUCCUAUCAGUUCCUGUUGUUUUCAUUCCUAAAACUCAGGCCUUUUGCUUUAUCUUUGGACUUUAGAAUGCCACCUAUACAUUGGAUCUAUCUAAAUACAGGACUCUUUCUCUGUUUUUGUCUUGGCACUUGAUGGCUACUGUCUUUCUUCAACUCACAUCAAUUUUCUUCUCUAAUUUCUUUCAUUGUUUCCUGUCCUCCAUUCUCCAGCCUUUCUUUUUGAAACUCUAGUAGAGGGUCUUGGUAUUCCUGGAUCUGUCUUCCACGUUUAUUAACUCAUUAGCGUUUCUCUCAUACUUUUUAUUUCUUUAAUUCCUUACACCGUCUAGAAGUUAAUGAUCCACAUACGUUGUUCGACUCGCCAGGAGGAGCAUGUGCGCUUAGUGGGGCUCUUCACAGCUGGCUCCUCCCCGUCUCCGGGACAUCUGCGGCCGUCUCGGAACUGCCUUCCCUGCUGCCACGCAGAUCUCCAUCCAGUUGGUACCAAAUGGCCCUUCUCC